UUCAAUUCUAGUCCAUUGAUCAACCUGUCUGGUUUUUUUAUUAAUGGUUUCUUUAACCUGUCUUCAACAUAUGAAUUCUCCCUAGUAGCUAAAAUUUUACAAGUGUGUGCUGUGAUUUGAUAUUGCUAUCAGAAAGUUUUAUAUUUCCCCAAAGGGAGAAUUACACUACUAUAGAAGAAUUGUCAUAGGAAGACUUUAUAAGAUUUUUUUUCUGAAAAUAUACCAUGAUAUGGACACCACAAAGUGCUUCUUACUUCCAAAAAGGCAGAUACAGCAGUGAACUUGGUUGCUUAUCUUUCAUUAGAAAAAGAAUGAUAUGACAUGAUAAAAAGCCAAGAAAACCUAUCUUAUGAUCAGAAAGUACUUCCAGGGCUCCUGAGCCCAAACAGUUACUGUCAUUGGUGGCUUCUGGAGAGUCAGUUUUCUUUAAGGGGGCAGCCCCGCACCUAAGAGUAUAUGAGAAGCACAAAUUGGGCUUGGUAGGUUAUUUCUAAAAAGAGAAAAAUUGAUGACCUAAUGCAGCAGGGAGGGUGCUAGAUCUGGGAAGAGUAGAGGGUAAAUGUGGUCAGCACACACAGUAUAAGAUUCUCAAGGAAUUAGUAUUUCUAAAAACUCAUCCUAUAGCUAGGCAAAAUAACACAUUCGGAACAGUCAGCUUCCUUUGGGGCCAAUCUAAAAGCUAGAAAUUGUAGUCUUACAUAUAUGGUCUGAAGAAAUAGAUACUGAGAGAUCAAUAUUAUUUUAUAUCAAAACAGGAAAACCAAAGCAAAACAAAAAAUUUUUUAAAUUUUUAUUUGUGUUAUUUCCUUAUGAACUCUUUCAAUAGGAUAUAAAAAUAAAGUAGCAAAAUAAAAGGUCCAAACCUGUUCAUUCACAUAUUACCAAACUGGUAAUUUGUGAAUUUAAGUUUGUUUUAUGUUGGCCGUUGUUGGAUUCAGGAGUUUGAACAAGUUGCAUCAUUUCUUGCAGUAAUUAGAUGUCAGUUCCUGUUCAUUCAAGGAGUCGGAUGACAAAAGUGGGCUUGGCACUUUCGAAAGGCCAGUUCAGUGUACAGCAUUUGCUCUUACGUUUGAGACAUGUUAGCUGUGUGAGGAGGUUAGUCAGUGUCCACUCCCUUUAGUUAUUGCAUGUUUUCAUUUUGGGCAAAUGUAGAUGUUUAAGAAACAGGAAAGAAUUAACGUUUGUCAAUUAACACUAUAGAAUCUCUUGUGUAUACUUUGUAGCUUGGUGACUAUUUUAUAUACUCUCUCCAUUAAAGAUAUGUUCAUUUUUCACAGUCCUGUAAUUUCAGCAUGAAAAUAAAACACACACAUGAGGGAUUAGAAAUGAUAAUUCCAUCACAAAUAAUGCUCUGGCAUUUGUGAAAUUAUAAAGCCAGGGCAGACUUAACAGUAGUUAUGCAAUAAUGGCACCUGAAUGCCCAUUUCCCAGCUCCUCUCAGUCAUUCUUUGGUAUGUGUACCAGUAUUUUCCAUUUGUGCUGAAGGAAUUAAAGUAUACAGCAGUCACAGGAAUAACGUCCAGCUCUGUCUGUCAACUGUAUACAACCUCCUAUCCACAUUUAGUCACAUAGGGUGAAUCAAAAGGAUGGUGCUUAUCUUUUAUAUUGGGAGAGGCCUCAUAGUAUUCUCCCAACCCUUUCACCUCCUGUGACUUUCUUACAAAAUAGUGUGAGUGUCCUCAUUCUAUUUACCUUAAGGGACUUGUAAAGCCUUUUGUGUUGACAGCAACCACUUAGUUGAUGUGCUCGGUAGCGUAUUCCUUACUUGUAGAAUUAAUUCAUAUCUUUCCAAGAAGUGAGCAUCACCUGUCCCUUUAAGAUGAAGAUGCAGGUAGUAUCCCUAACCCUUUUGAGGAGGUGGGUGCUGGGUAGCAUCACGGAUGCCUAUAGAUAGGAAGUGAACACUUUACCAUUGAACUCAUUGCUAAUAUCUCUUUUUUCAGUUUAGGACUCUUGACAUGAGCUAUUGUUAUUGGAAUUGUGACGAUGAAUGUGGAGCUCCAUAUGCUUGCCCAUUCACCACCAGGUCUGCAAGACCUAGCUGAUGCUUGUGAUGCUACUGACGCUCUAGAACUGUGAGCCUGGUAAACCUCUUUUCUCCAAGAAAAAAGGUUACCCAGCCUUAUACUCCAUUUCAGUAUGACAAGCAAACUAAUAUACCUGUACUUCAAAGCUUCUGAAAUCACAAAAGAUGUGUGAUUUUGUGUGUGUGUGUGUGUGUGUGUGUGUGUUGUAAAUUCAUUUGCUAGCAAUAUUAUAGGACUGACAGGAGACUAUUUGUACUUUCCACCAUGAUUGGCUUCUAACCUGUUCAGAUAUUAGUGUGGUAUAUAAUUCAUAUGCCAUAUAACUGUUCUAAAUUCCAAACUAUAAGUUCUGGAAUACAUUGUCUCCAUGGGUUUCAGAUAAUGGCUGUGGGCCAUACUACGGAGUCCAGAGAAGUGAUAAAUUCUCACCAGAGUUAAUGGAGAAUCAUCAUCUGUCCUAGCUGAUAAUACUUCAACCAUGGGUACUUUACUACCAUCUGAAGAUACCACCUCGACUUCCAAUUGCACUAGCACCACCAUCCAAGAGCCUCCUGUACAAGAACCCCCAGCAUCCUCAGUACACAGUGAAUGUAUUCCCUCUGCCAGUGCGGAAGUGGGACCAGAAGCUCGGAGCCUCAUAGACCCUGACUCUGAUUCUAGAAAUAAUUCUGUUUUUGACAAAGUAAGGCAGCCAGAAGGAUGUGUAGAACCUCUGCGGCCACAGUCUGGAAACACCAACACAGAAGCUUUGCCAUCAGGGUGGGAACAGAGAAAAGAUCCUCAUGGUAGAACCUAUUAUGUGGAUCAUAAUACUCGAACUACUACGUGGGAAAGACCACAGCCUUUGCCUCCAGGUUGGGAAAGAAGAGUUGAUGACCGCGGAAGAGUUUAUUAUGUGGAUCAUAACACCAGAACAACAACCUGGCAGCGGCCCACUAUGGAAUCUGUUCGAAAUUUUGAACAGUGGCAGUCUCAGCGGAAUCAAUUGCAGGGAGCUAUGCAACAAUUCAACCAACGAUACCUCUAUUCGGCUUCAAUGUUAGCUGCAGAAAAUGACCCCUAUGGACCCUUACCACCAGGCUGGGAAAAAAGAGUGGAUUCAACAGACAGAGUUUACUUUGUGAAUCAUAAUACAAAAACAACCCAGUGGGAAGAUCCAAGAACUCAAGGCUUACCAAAUGAAGAACCCCUGCCAGAAGGCUGGGAAAUUAGGUAUACUCGGGAAGGUGUUAGGUACUUUGUUGAUCAUAACACGAGAACAACAACAUUCAAAGAUCCUCGCAAUGGGAAGUCAUCGGUAACUAAAGGUGGUCCACAGAUUGCUUAUGAACGCAGCUUUAGGUGGAAGCUUGCUCACUUCCGUUACUUGUGCCAGUCUAAUGCACUACCCAGUCAUGUAAAGAUCAAUGUGUCCCGACAGACAUUAUUUGAAGAUUCCUUCCAACAGAUUAUGGCAUUAAAACCAUAUGACUUGAGGAGGCGAUUAUAUGUAAUAUUUAGAGGAGAAGAAGGUCUUGAUUAUGGUGGCCUUGCAAGAGAAUGGUUUUUCUUGCUUUCCCAUGAAGUUUUGAACCCAAUGUAUUGCUUAUUUGAGUAUGCAGGCAAGAAUAACUAUUGUUUACAGAUAAAUCCAGCUUCAACUAUAAAUCCUGACCAUCUUUCAUACUUCUGUUUUAUUGGUCGCUUUAUUGCAAUGGCACUGUUCCAUGGAAAGUUUAUUGAUACUGGUUUCUCUUUACCAUUCUACAAGCGUAUGCUAAGUAAAAAACUUACUAUUAAGGAUUUGGAAUCUAUUGAUACUGAAUUUUACAACUCUCUAAUCUGGAUAAGAGAUAACAAUAUUGAAGAAUGUGGCUUAGAAAUGUACUUUUCUGUAGACAUGGAGAUUCUGGGAAAAGUUACUUCACAUGAUUUAAAGUUGGGAGGUUCCAAUAUCCUGGUGACAGAAGAAAACAAAGAUGAAUAUAUUGGUUUAAUGACAGAAUGGCGUUUUUCUCGAGGAGUACAAGAACAGACCAAAGCUUUCCUUGAUGGGUUUAAUGAAGUUGUUCCCCUUCAGUGGCUACAGUACUUUGAUGAAAAAGAAUUGGAGGUUAUGCUGUGUGGCAUGCAAGAGGUUGACUUGGCAGACUGGCAGAGAAAUACUGUUUAUCGACAUUAUACAAGAAACAGCAAGCAAAUUAUUUGGUUUUGGCAGUUUGUGAAAGAGACUGAUAAUGAAGUACGAAUGCGACUCUUGCAGUUUGUCACUGGAACCUGUCGCUUGCCUCUAGGAGGAUUUGCUGAGCUCAUGGGAAGUAAUGGGCCUCAAAAGUUCUGUAUUGAAAAAGUUGGCAAAGACACCUGGUUACCAAGAAGCCAUACAUGUUUUAAUCGCUUGGAUCUCCCACCAUAUAAGAGUUAUGAACAACUAAAGGAAAAACUUCUUUUUGCAAUAGAAGAGACAGAGGGAUUUGGACAAGAAUGAAUGUGACUUGUCUUGGAGAAGCUCUUGCAUUUAAAUACCCCAGCCAAGAAAAAUUGCACAGAUAGUGUAUAUAAGCUGUUCAUUCUGUACAGUUAAUUUUCUGAACCUUUCAAAGUAUAAAUGUUUUCCGUUCUUCCACAGAAAUAUGCAAAACAUUUCAUCAUUUUCUACUUUAUUUAUUGUUCCCUUUAAAUGACUGACCGGGAAAAAAAAAUCAUCCUUAAACUUUGACGCAAGCAAGAGAAUUUAUUAAAAAGUAUAUAUCUAUAUAACCAUAUAUGACAGUGGCUCUAGUUUUAUAGAGCGCCAGGUGUAUUAAACAUGACAGCCGUUCAUUCACAAAACUCUGAAUUUGCUUUGCCUUGUUUCUGUUAUCCAGGGGAAAGUGCACAUGUUCCAUGUUCUUCUCCCUAGGUGACAUUGGAUUGUGUUUAGCUGCAUGGCUGUUCAGGAAGGAAUUUAGGGCUUAAGCCAACUCUUACUUUAAGUGUAUUUUUUUUAAAUUGCUGCUGGCUUUUCUGAAGACAAGUACUUCAGCUCAUUAAGUUGUACUAAAUGAAUAGGGUUUUUAGUCACAUCAUUGUUAUAUCAGUAAACACAGAAGUCGUGUAAUAGAUCCAGUAGUGUCUAGGAGCAGCUGGAAUUGAUUUGCUGAAGAGCAGAGGUCUAUUUACAUCUUACUUUUGGAUGUUGGGUAUUUGUGGAAAUUUAAAGAAUCAGGCAUUUCUACACUUACAUUUUUAAACUUGUAAUGUUCUUCAAAUUCAAUUGCUAAUGAUUUGAUAGUUUAAUACUUAGGGAUACAUAAAAGGUACUGAACUUGGCUGCUUUUGUGCUCAAGGUUUACUUGUAUGAAAUCAGAGAUGUUAUAAUGGAUUGAAAAGCUGCAGAAGUAUUUAAACGCUCACACUAAGUACUUUUUAUUAGUAUUUGAAUGUCCCCACCCCUUCCUUACAAAAUCAGAAUUGUUUCUAAAUUCAGUAGGUAUAUUAAAGGAAUUCUUUGUGCUCCCUGUUUUAUACAGAGCAAGUUUUCUCCAAAUGACACUGAUUUUUCUUUUCAUUAUAAGGGCAUUCAUGGUGUAUGAAAAAAAUUAAAAUCUAAUGUGAAUGAUACUGCUACUUUUAGCAAACUGGGCUUCCUAAUUAAUAUAAAACAUUAAUUUCCAUUUUUAUCCUUUCAAUAUGCACUGCGAAGUUCAUUAACUUAAAUUUUUUUAACUAUGAAGUUCACUUAGAAUUAUAACUUCUAUCCACUAGUUUAGUUUUGCUAAGAUUUUAUUUUUCUACUUUAGAUUAUGUUCUUCAGUUUUAUUCAGAAUUCACAAAUAAAAGCAGUAGUCUACUUAGUUGAAUAAACUAUAGAAAAUCUGGUUAUUCUCAAGCUUAAAAGAAUUUUUAAAUUCUAACAUAUGGCAAGUUAUAUAGUAAAUGAUGGCCAGUCUUCAAAAGUCCUGCAUAAAUUAUUCUGUAAAAUAAUAAACUUGCUAUGACAGAAAGUAUCGGCUUUCAUUCAGUGGAGGUAUGUGAGAGCAUCCCUUUGCAGAUAUGGUUUACGGCUGCUUUCAGGUAGGAUGUCAGGGAGUGUCCCUUUUGUUAAGUUACCUCACGUGAGUAACAGAACCCACAAGAUCAGCCCAGUCUUCUGGGGAAGACUAGUUUGCAGACCUCAUCAGAUUCUUAAUCUUUCAUACCAGUUAGAGAUUUCAGACCUAUAGACUUGUCUAUCUACUCAGUAGUCAACUUAAAGUCUUAGAAGAGAGGCGAUUCACCUCCUGCUGUCGCUCCUUCCCAUCCCUCUUCUGAACUGGACCCUCCACGCCUGGCUCACUGAACCCAGUAAGACAAAGUUGGAGGUGAGGAGGACCGAGAGACAGGUUAACAAUGAUGCUUUAUUAUAGUGACAGUUCCCAACAUCACCAGUAAAUUGAGCUUAGGGAAUGGAUCAUCGGCUUAAAACAGUUUUGCCUGUCAGCUCAGGGACCUACGUGUCUUUGGGAAAGAAACUACUAUUUGUUUGUUGUAGAAAAUGAAAAUGUUAUUACCCUUUUCUCCAGCUGACUUCAAUUAUCCUCCUAGGUCUAGGUGUUCUAAAUUAGGUGUUGUAUAUCCACUCCAUCAACAGACAACCUUGGUUGUGUUUGGGGCUCACAAAGAACCCUAACUAGUAAGCUGCUUCUGAAGUGAGAAAGCUCCUGACCUAUAGGAGGGAGCUGUAACUGCGUUUCCCGGAAUCUGAACAGUCUUGCUAUUGCAUGUCCUAGACUGUCACAUUAGACUACCGUUUUUGUAGAACCAUGUGAUGGCCCUGCUAUAUUACUACUACAUGUUCACUUUCUCAAAGGAGGCCUAGCAUUGCACUGAUGGCCAGCCAUGGCUCCUGCACUAGAGGAUUCAGAGUAAACUGAUGCCAGACAAAUGUAGUUUACUGCAGGCUUGCCGGAUCCUAACAUUUAAUUAAACAUAACAUAAUCUAGUAAACACUGAAGUAACAAAUCAGUUGUUGAAACAUGAAAUAAAAGUUCUUCUGUAACAUGUCCAACUUUUCUUAAUGUGUUGAACAGAGAAAUCAAGUUUAAAGUCAAUUGGGAAUUUGACACCAAUCUAAAUGUGCUAUUUCCUAAAUUCUAAAAGUUCGACUCCAAAAUUCAACAGAAUGCAAUUAAAAUGGUCGUAUUUCUUUUUAGUACUAAUUCUACGUCUUUUUCAUGAACACUUAAUUCUGUUGGUCCUUGUGAUUAACGUAGUAUCUUGUUUUCAUUAUGUUUCUUAAGAAACAAGACAAGUCUUACCAAUCCAUGUUGUGUUGUAGCAUCCAUUGCCUGUUGGUAGGCCACACUGUCAAGAAGUGACAGAGGUUCAGUGCUGAACGUGAGGGGAAAGAGGGAAACCAAAUAACCAAAAAGACCCCCCAGCUUUCUCCUGGUGUGCUUAGAAACCUGGGCCCUUCAUCCACUACACUACCAGUAAACAAACCCUAAUUCAGGUUUCACACAUCCUCAAAGACAGCAGACACACUUAAGGAGAGUAAAUCACCCAUUGCCUGUGUCUAUAGUAUGUUGGCCUCCUUUUUCCUCUCAAAUAAUCAGCCUUCUACUUUGAUGUCUUUUUAAAAAAAUUUUGGAUCCACAUGCAGUAUCCAUCUGAUCUUAUAAUGGCUUAACAAGAUCAUCUUCCAUUCCAUCCUUUGACUGCAAAUGAGGUAAUUUCACUUUUUAUGACUGAAUAAAACUGGUUUGUAAA
Molecule: messenger RNA, 7736 nt
Organism: Mus caroli (Ryukyu mouse)
Lineage: Eukaryota; Metazoa; Chordata; Mammalia; Rodentia; Muridae
Source: RefSeq, a predicted model, not a curated record